AUGGCUUCAGAUGGCGGUUCUAGAUCGGGUUUUUCGGCUGCUGCCCGACGUGAGGUGAUCAAGAAGGCAGAAAACCUUACAAAGCGACUUAUUGACUACCAGGUCCUCAAAGGAAAGUAUGCCCAAAUGACCGAGAUAGAGUUGACCAAUAUUUGCAACUUGCUUCCCGACAUAUUUAUGGAGGAGCCGUUGGUAGUUGAUUUACAAGUGGAUACACCCAUUUACGUCAUCGGGGAUGUUUUUGGGCAGUACGGCGACCUCCUACGUACACUCAUGGUUCUCGGAUUUCCACCUCAACAGCGUUACCUCUGCCUUGGUAAUUACGUGGACCGCGGCUCUAGAUCGAUUGAGACAAUUGCCCUCCUAUUUUGUCUCAAACUCCGUUUCCCAAAACAUAUAUAUCUGCUUCGAGGAAACCACGAGUGUCAGCAUAUAUCGCGUCACUACGGCUUCUAUGACGAGUGUUUAAAACGCUUCAGUCGACGACUGUGGAGAACCUUUGUUGGUACAUUUGAUUUCCUGCCUUUAAUUGCUAUCCUGGAGGAGAAGAUAUUUUGCUGUCACAGCGGCAUGUCGCCAAGCGUGCAGUUUUCGGGCGUAUCAAACCUCCAGGAGCUGAAGGACUACGUGAUGAAGCUCACACCCCGACCGACUGAGAUUCACACAAGUAUCCUCAUGACCCAUUACACGUGGUCCGAGCCUGACCCAGAAGUGAAGGCCUGGGAGCAGAAUCCUGCAGGUCUUGGCUACUUAUAUGGCGCCUCCGUAGUGGAUGACUUCUGCAACCGACUUAAACUCCAGCAGAUUAUCCGCUCCAAUGAACUUAUUGAGAAGGGCUAUGAAUUUUUCCAGGACAAGCGACUACUGACAAUAUUUUCUGUACCAAACUUUCUGGGAAGUUUUACUAAUGACGGUGCAGUCGUACGGAUUGAAAAGAUCCCCGAACACAACGAACUGCACUGCAGUAUAAAGGUAAUAAAGCCCAUAAUGAAACUGCGAACAAAAAUGACCGGCCGUAUGAACAUAGCUAUUAUGGAUUCCAAGUCGACGAGGAAUCCCGAAGAAGUGGCCGAAGAACAGGGAAGAAAGGAGGUUUAA
Molecule: messenger RNA, 1098 nt
Organism: Spirometra erinaceieuropaei
Lineage: Eukaryota; Metazoa; Platyhelminthes; Cestoda; Diphyllobothriidea; Diphyllobothriidae
Source: the annotation of a GenBank genome assembly